AUGCGAUUCUCCACCCUCUUCGCCGCUGCCCUCCCCCUCCUUGGCUCUGCUCUCGCCGCACCCAUCGUCGCCGUUGACGCUGACGCUGCCGCGGCCCUCAACGUACGAGACCUCUUGGACGUCGAUGCCGAUGCCAAGGCCGCUCUCAACUUGAAGCGAGACCUCUUGGACGUUGAUGCCGACGUUGCUGCCGCUGUCGACUUGAAGCGAGACCUCUUGGACGUUGAUGCCGACGUUGCUGCCGCUGUCGGCUUGAAGCGAGACCUCUUGGACGUCGAUGCCGAUGCCAAGGCUGCCCUCAACGUCCGAGACGUCGACUACGUCUCUGUGCUCCAGAGCCUCGAGUCCACUGUUGGCUCCAUCACUGCUCUUGCUGCCAACGCCACCGAGGACGAGGUUACCAAGGUCCUCACCACCGUCAAGGACACACUCUCCACUGCCCUCUCUGAUCUUGGCCUUUCUUCUUCUUCUUCCAAGCGAUCCGAGCGACUUGUUGCUCGUGACCUCACCGACGAUGUUUCCAACCUCUUGGCUACUGUCAUCCAGGACGUUAACACCAUCGUGGCCCCUCUUGAGGACACCCUCUCUUCUAUCCCCGCUGUCAAGGCUCUCCUCGACGAGGUCAACACUGCGCUCUCUUCUAUCGUCAAGGGUCUCGAUGAGAUUCUUGGUGGCGUCCUCACCUUGGUCACCAACAUCUUGAACGGCCUUGGUAUCAACCUCUCCCCUCUCCUCUCUGGCGUCCUCGGUCUCCUCACCGGCCUCCUUGGCGCUCUUUAAGCGCUGAUUAUCCAUAAUCAUCGCUCCUUCUUGUCCCCUUGCCCGCUGUGCCGGAAAGUGCUCCUAAAUUGUGUAUAGUUACUAUCAUUAUUCAUUCCGUAAGAACUCCUUGAAAGUAGUGCAGAUCGUUGUCCGAAUGAAGAUAAUCAUCCCUUCACACACUGCGCUGCUGUUUACUGAUAGGUUGCACCCCGGAGCACACGGCUCAUCAGAACCAUACUCUUCCCUUUGACUAUUGUGAGGUCAAGCUUUUGCUCCUACUGCUCGC
Molecule: messenger RNA, 1048 nt
Organism: Cryptococcus amylolentus CBS 6039
Lineage: Eukaryota; Fungi; Basidiomycota; Tremellomycetes; Tremellales; Cryptococcaceae
Exons: 4
Coding region: 1-780 (259 amino acids)
Source: RefSeq, a predicted model, not a curated record